AGUGAGAUGAUCGUCUCAAGCUGAACAUGGAGCUGCUUUUGUUCAUGUUUCUGACUGUAAUUCCAGUUAUAUCUGACGGGUUGACUGUACUUGGUCCCUCUGGUCCUCUGGUUGCUCCUCUGGGAUCCUCCGUGGUUUUGCCCUGUUCUGUUGAUGAACGUUUAUCAGUGGAGGGUCUGGAGGUGGAAUGGAGAAGAACAGAAUCUGAGACAUUAGUUCAUCUGUAUCAGGAAGGUGAGAGUCAAACAGAAUCCCAGCAGCAGGAUUAUCAGGAUAGAGCUCAUUUCUUCACUGAUCAGAUUCAACAUGGAAACUUCUCCCUCCGGCUGGAUGAUCUGAGAGCUGAAGAUGAGGGACAGUAUAAAUGUAAAGUUUACAUUCAGCAAGAGUCUGGUGAGACUGUGGUUCAAAUAAAAGAUGUUGAGCGUUUGAGAGUAUCAGGAUCGAGUCGCUCCAUAUCUGCGUCUGUGGGUGAAGACGUCACUCUCAACUGCUCUGUAGACUCUCACAUCCCACCUGGAGACUUUGAAGAGGUUACAUGGAUGAAAACAGAUGAAAAUAUUCAGGUUCUACUCUACCAAGACAAUGAGGGACAUUCACCAAAUGAGCGAUACAGAGACAGAGUUGAGCUCUUCCCUGCUGAAAUCCACAAAGGAAACUUCUCUCUCAGACUAAAGAGUGUCAGAACUGACGAUAAAGGAGUUUACAUGUGUCAGGUGUUUGCUGGAGAUUUAUCAGCCAACGCAACUGUAGUACUGGAGAGACUGGGUUUCUCUGCUUUACACGUAAUGAUGCUGAUUCUCUGUAUCUCUGCGUCUGGAUCUGCACUUCUGCUCUUCUGCCUGAUCUACUGCAGAUUUAAUACUAAAGGUACCAAUACAACAGGAAAAUAUUCUGAUUUGUUGUGA
Carassius auratus (goldfish) is the source of this 908-nucleotide messenger RNA. Its product is annotated as butyrophilin-like protein 2. Gene Ontology annotation, biological process: cellular response to lipopolysaccharide; negative regulation of T cell proliferation; T cell costimulation. Lineage: Eukaryota; Metazoa; Chordata; Actinopteri; Cypriniformes; Cyprinidae. The coding region runs from base 27 to 908 and encodes 293 amino acids. The record is from RefSeq and is a predicted model, not a curated record. Gene Ontology annotation, cellular component: external side of plasma membrane. The transcript has 4 exons.